UGGCAACUGUUAUUACGAUUGCUAACUAGCAGAAGACAAUCUGAUUUUGAAAAUUUACUUCCACUUCCUUGAAAGUAGAGAUACAAUUCUAGUCCGUUCUGAAAGUGGUGCCCUGCAUAAAGAGACGAGAAUGCAUGGAAGACUUAAAGUACGUACAACUGCCGAACAGCAAGAAAUUAAAGCCAAAGAAAGAGCCAAAAAGCUUGCCGUAUACAAAGCAGCAAUGGAUCGAAUUUUUUGCAAGAGAAAGUCAGGGGAACUAGAUGAUGAAAUUCUUAAGAUAACUGGCCAGGUUUUGACAGAAAACCCAGACAUCUCCACACUUUGGAACAUAAGGAAAGAAACAAUUUUGAAAAUCAAGGAUACAAUGCCAGACCUUGUUGACAACUAUGUUUCGAAAGAGCUAUUAUUAACUGAACAGUGUAUUAGAGUGAAUCCAAAGUCCUACAACUCUUGGUUCCAUAGAAAUUGGGUUCUUGAUAAAGGCUCAAAAGUUGAUUUCCAAGCUGAACUUGCACUAUGUGACAAAUGCCUGGAGCUAGAUGAAAGGAAUUUUCACUGCUGGGAUUACAGACGAAUAAUUGUGCAGAUGUCAAAAACACCAUUGGAAAGUGAGCUUCAGUUUUCUACUGAGAAAAUAACAACAAAUUUUUCAAAUUAUUCUUCUUGGCAUUAUCGAAGUGAGUUGCUCCCGCGAAUUUAUCCGAGUUCAAAUAGCGAGACGUUGUUGGAUGAUCAGAGGCUGGCUGAAGAAUGCAACCUCAUUCAAAAUGCAAUUUUCACGGAUCCAAACGACCAAAGCGCAUGGUUUUAUCAACGUUGGCUUCUUUUCAGUAAAAAAGAGGGCAGUACCACUGAAAACUCUAGCUUCUUGUCCGUUUUGAACAAUGAGUUGGAAUCAUGUCAGCAACUACGCGACUUGGAACCUAACAAUAAAUGGGUAAUCCUACAGGUUUGUGAGCUGCUGCGCCGCAUAAACAGCGUGGAAAACGAAAAAGAGAUUCUACAACUUGUGAGCCAGUUGACUAAAGUCGAUCCGUUGCGUCGGGGAUAUUAUGCUUAUUUUGGCUCGAAAAUUGCAGAAGAGAAUCAAAGGAAAACCAUUCCGGAAUCGUGAGUACUUAUUUUUAAUCACAUCAUCUAAUUUACACGUGAACCACGAUCCCCUAAGUUGUAUCGGGGGACUUGAAAUGUUGAGCUCCUGCCAUCAAUAUGCGUUGGUUGACUUUAAAAAAAUACAGUGGCGGAAAUCGUGGGUGAACCGAAAA
Daphnia carinata is the source of this 1268-nucleotide messenger RNA. It is a transcript of the gene RabGGTa, whose product is annotated as geranylgeranyl transferase type-2 subunit alpha-like. The transcript has 8 exons. The record is from RefSeq and is a predicted model, not a curated record. Gene Ontology annotation, biological process: protein geranylgeranylation. Gene Ontology annotation, cellular component: cytoplasm; Rab-protein geranylgeranyltransferase complex. Lineage: Eukaryota; Metazoa; Arthropoda; Branchiopoda; Diplostraca; Daphniidae. Bases 131 to 1117 code for a protein of 328 amino acids. Gene Ontology annotation, molecular function: Rab geranylgeranyltransferase activity.